CCCCUUCUCUCAAGCUCCCUGGCCGGCUGGAGAAAAGGGCGGGGUUAGAGGACCAGCUUAAACAGCCGAACGGGCGGUAACGGCCUCUUCCACGUGAUCCCGGAGAGCCCGCGAGGGGCCAAUAGGAGUGCGCAGAGCUCUCAGGCGGCCGGAAGCACAUUUGUGAAUGACAUUACAGAUGCGCAUGAAGUAAUGAAAAAUAUUCCCCAGUAGAUGCAUUGAAAAGUUUCUUUUCCAUCCCUCUCUUGGAGUAGGAGAGAAAAAGGGAGGCCUUUCUUAAGAUAAAGAUCAUCAGCAAUCCCGAGCCUGUUCUUGUUCAUGGGAAUUGGUCACUUGGUUUCUGAAUGCAGUCCGACCCUGCAAAGUAUGAAGCAGAGAUGCCUUCCCUGUUAUGGGGGUUGGAUCCUGUCUUUUCUGCAUUUGCAAGACUCUACAUUAAGGAUAUAAAGGAAAUGAAAGAAUCUAAGCAGGUUCCAGGUAUAUUCUUUUAUAAUGGGCAUCCAAUAAGACAGGUGGAUGUGGUUGGGACAGUGGUUCUAACAAAAGAACGAGAUGCCUUCUAUAACUAUGGAGUGGAUGACGGUACUGGGGUCAUAAACUGCAUCUGCUGGAAAAAUCCCAGGGAAGCAGAAUGGUCUUUGCCAGGACUAGACACAUCUUGCAGCAGUGAUCUUGCUGAACAGAUGAAGAAGCUCCAGGAAGAGGUGCUCCAGAAAACCAAACUGGAAAUUGGGGAUGUUGUCUGGGUCCGAGGUCAUAUCCGAAUCUACAGAGAGCAGCGAGAAAUUCAAGCCUCCACCUAUUAUAAAGUGGAUGAUCCUAUGUGUGAGGUUCAGAUUUCAAGGAUGUUGGAGCUCCCAUGCCUCUAUAGAGAAGUUUAUGAUAAGCCUUUCAAAAUCCCGGAGGAGGCACCGAGUGCCCCAGGUGGUCUGAACCUUAGGAGCUCAAUUGACUUGCUGAGCGAGAAAGUUAAAGACUUCUUAUUGGAGAACAGAAUUCAGACCUUUUACCAACAGGAGCUGGAAACAGUCAACAAUUUGGUGUCACUGGCCAGUCAGCCUGUGUCCAGGACUGACUCUCAGCUGAUGGAUUCAAAAAGUGAACCCAGCUCCAAACUGAUUCACCGUGCAUUCAAGGAAGCGAUAAAGGUGCUGCAGGAAAAAGGAGUGGUUUUCCAGAAAUCAAAUAGCCCCAAGGAUGUAUAUCAUGUGACUGACCAGGAUAAGGAGUUACACAACGUGACCCUUGGUGUUGUCAAAGCAGAUUGUCGAAAAUCCAGGCCCAAAAACCUGGUGCAGGGCAGGCCUAGAGUUCUCUUGAGCAUGGGAGCUGGUGACAAUGCGAAGCAGGGAGAAAGUGCCACAAUUCUGAAAUGAGCAGCCACUGUGAAUGCUGGAGACUUGGAUCUGAAUCCAGUGGAGGAUUUAGGUUUCAGAAGGAACAUAGUCAAAUGGGGCUAGGUCAGCCCCUAGUGGUUGGUAGCUUUACACUGCUGAAUAAAUAGGCAAACCUUGUCAGCUGUGUCAGUACAGGAGAUGUCACAAAAGGGGUAGUACGGACUGAGCUGCCUUUUCUAAGGAGUAGAUUUUAGGAAAUCUUUAGGUGAAAUUGAUCCCUAUGCCAUGGGCCCCUGCCCCAUUUAAGACCAUAGGGUGAAAUCCUUACUCCACUGAAGACAAUGGAAAAACUUCUUUUGACUGCAGUGGAGCCAGGAUUUCAUCCACAGACCAUAGGCUUUAAGUGAUGGAUAGACUAUGUGUGGUCCCUGUGCAUAGGGGUCAAUUUCACCCUAAUUAAAUCAAUUUCUUAGCAGACCAUGUGCCUGUAAAAUUGCCCCUUUCUCCCAAAUCCAGUGUGUCAAUGCCAUGGCAAUGACUUGUUUGGUUGAGGUACCUGUCCUAAUGAUAAAUGUGCAUUUGCUGUAGUGCGCUUUUUUUUUUCUUUCCACUCUCUCUCAUUCCAAAACCCUUGGCAGAAUGUGACACCUGGGGAUCACUCACUCAUCGCUGAAAUGCAGCCACUUCUGGGCACAGUAUAUAACAGCAUGGUAUAAACUGCUCAAACACUGUUUGUAGUGUUGUUGUAGACAGGUUGGUCCCAGCAUAUGAGAGGGACAAGCUAGGUGAGGUAAUAUCUUUUAUUGGACCAACUUCUGCUUGGUGGAAGGUACAAGCUUUCGAGCUACACAGAGCUCUUCUCACCCCUACCUUGUCUAGCUAGAACAUGUCAGCUAUUCUGUGCCAGCGGCACUAAACUAGCUUUUCCAGGAGGGAAUGAGAAGAAUAAUUGCUCCAGUCAUUCAACUGGGGUAACUUGGCAUGUCUGAAUAUAGUUGCCUGAUGUACCUGGACACGAACAUUAGUGCUGCGAGUAGCCUAUCUCUGCUGAUGCCUACAGGAAAUCUGCCAACUAAGGAUGACUAGACAGAGGGACAAUUGAAAUAGCUGAUGUUUUUAUUUUAAAAAAAGACUUCCAAAUGAGUUGGAACCAUCCAGCUGUGCAUGUACUGUAGUUCCACUGGCUAGCUACCUUGUACAGUCCACCUCCUACCCUCACUUCUCGGGUCUUGCCUUAAAUUUGAAUGUAAACUUUUGAAGGCAAGAGCUCUCUUCCGUGGUGGGUGGGUGGAUGGGUGUGUGUGUACUGCACCUAGCAUACUGGAGCCCCAAUCCUGAUAUGAGACUUUGGGUGCUACUGGAAUUCAUUGAACAUGUCUCUCAGAAUUAUUAAAUAUCCCAGAAAUUGUUAGGGGCUCUGUUUUCAUCUCAUCCAGAAGACGGCCCCUUUGGCAACAUAGUGCUCCUACUGGUAUCUUGGAGCAUUUGGUUUGGUAUCUAUUACUCAGCACCUGCUCCCCUCUCCAUUACUGCACUACUAUCUGAGUGCCUCACAGCACCCCGGUGAGGCUAGGAGGUAUUCUGCCCCAUUGAACAGACAGGGAACCGAGGCACAGCGAGUUUAAGUGACUUGGUCAGAAUCACAGAGUCUGUGGAAGAGUCAGGAUCUCCUAAGUCUCGUUCCAGUGCCUUAACCACAACGCCAUCCUUUCUCUCCUGCAUCCAAGGAAGGAGUAACAACUAGUGCAAUAUCAACUCUGCUUCGUGAAGAACCUGAGUUUUCCUGGCAGGUCACUCAUCUGCAUACUGACCAGGCUUGAUUCUGCUUAGUUUCAGAUUUGAUGAAAUUACAGCUGCAGGAUGCUUGUCUCCUGGAUUUGAGAAGGAACAAAUACGUCCGCUUAAUCUGAUCAGUGGCUAAUUUGAUUGAUUUUUUUUUUUGACUCAGAAUCGUGGAAAUUAUUUUGUAUUGCAAAGGACACAAUUUCAGGUCUGUUUUCUAUCACUCUGUUGGCUUUCUGUAGGAUUGUUUGUGUAAUAUGGUCACUGAAAAUAUAGAAUUGUCAUGCAAUCAACUGGAAAGGCUGAAGUUCUCUUGGAGAUCAAAGCAAAAAUAGCCUGUGGCCACAAAAAAUGGAUAAAAUAAUGUGGUCAAUGUUGUUGACUUUAAAGGCGGUUCUGGGCACUAUGCUGGCUCUCAUAUGCCCUCUGGUGGUUUGGGUAACCAAACAAACCACUUGGAACUGAGGAAACCUACUUUGAGGUGAGAUAAUUGAAAGGCACUAACUCAGCAACUCUUACUAGUUGAAAGAAAUUCCCACAGCUUCUUUCAAGAAGGGAAAUCUUUGUCUGUCCAGUCUUCGGUAGCUAAUUACAGCUAUCUUUCUGCUAACUCUUAAGAUGAACUAUGUCAGACAGCCAGUUUGUAAAUAUGAUGUGGGUUAUUGCUCUAUAAGCCAACAUCCUGGAAUGAAUAAACUCUUAUACUAUAUGAGUCCUAGCAUAUGAUUAAAUGAGGUUCCCGUAAAACUAUUCUAUAAUACACUUAAAAGACAGUCCUGGUCCAGAACAAGUGCAGUCGCAAACGACCAAGUUCACAACAAACACCCUUUGAGAGGCCAGCUUGGGACUGACAGCAUGGUCUAAAGGCAGCUAGAAUUGUCAUUAGAAUUUGUCUCCAGAAGGCAUGACAAAACAGAGGGCUUCUAAGACAGCUUCUUCUCUAGGUUGAAAUCAGGACCAGGGAGGGCUCUGUUUUAUCACCCGUGUUGCCUAAUAUCUACAUGAAACUACCUGGGGUAUCCCUGUAUCAGUUGUUGAUGAUAGGCAGAUGACUGCAAGCUCUAUACCUCGCUCAUCUCUGCCAAUGAUAGUACUGUUGUCUGCUUAUCUCAGAGCCUGGCUGAGAUCAUCGUGUGGAUGGAAGUCAGAAGGAGGAGGGUAACCUUAUGAAGAUCAUUUCAGCAUCUCCCACUAGAGGGGGAAUCUGCCCUCAGAUGGUCAGGAGUGAUUCUGGGCUGUUCAAUGCUUCUGCACACACAAGGACCAAUGGCAGCCAAAAAUGUCACCUUCCCUCUGCCUACUGUUGGAUGAUGAGCUGGGUCAUACCUUCAUGACUUAGACUGGGCCAUUGUAGCAUGUUGUAUUUGGGAAUGAGUGCUCUGGCCUUCUUAAAACAAACCUCCAACUGAUCCAAAGUGCAGUCACCCAUCUUUAGGUCUUUAGCAACACUAGCUACCAAGAGCACAUUAUCCCAGUAUUCCAUGUACUGCACUCAUAGAAUGUUUGCUCCAUUUUAAGAAACCAGUUAAGACUCUCCAUGCAUUGGGUAAGAGGUGCUCUUUUAUGCCAAUCUUAUCUUGCACAGCAACUAUGCAACUUCCAGUCUCUCAGAUCACACUUGUGAGAGUAGGGAAUUGAGCUUUCUCAGCAGGUGGCUCAAAACCUAUAUGGUACUUCCUUAUAGAGGUGGAAAGAACAGUCACAGACCUCACAGCUUUCUUAACUACGUGCUAUCUUCCCAAUACUCUAACCCACUCUUUUCUGCGACAGCUGAGAUAGCAACCUCACUCUGAUGCAUACCUGUGUGUGUGCGCACAAUCCCUUAAUGCUUAUUUCCACUGAUAUCCCCAGGAAGAGGGAGAAAUCUGUUCCACUUGUUGGACUCUUUCUUUCUUCAGUUCAGUUUUUGGGAGGUGCUGUGAUCCUGCAGCACUAGAUAAUGAAAUGGGGUGGGGAAAGUGUUCCACAUGUGGGUAGAAGAGCUCAUGCUUCAUGGAUCCACCAGCCAAAUCCCCAUUCCAUGGGUAGGAUGCAGCAGCCACAGACACUACUGCAGCCCAUAAGCAGUUGCACUGCUACUCUGCACUUGGGAAGGGGGGACUCUUCUCCUGCCAUUGUUCUGUGUACCAGGUGAGCAAAGCCCACUUACUCUGGCUUUACCCAGGCUGAAUGCAGGGGAAGGCUUUUGCCGUAAGGCAGCACAACAAAUGUCACUUCCUAUGUUAUUCAGAAGUUAGGGGCAUCUUUAUAGUUUAGGAAUUAUUUUGUGGAAGUCCCAUGGCCUGUGUUGUACAGGAGGUCAGACUAGAUGACAGUGAUUCUUUCUGGUCUUGGAAUCUAUGAACUGUUGUAAGAGAAGCCCAGAAUUUGUAACUUUGUAGGUAAAAAGCCUUUCAGUUCACUCCUCUUUAUGAAAUGUAAAAGUCACUGAAACCCAAGAUCACAAAAAUCUGUGACCUAUUCGGGCAAUUGCCUGAGGAGUCUGUAAAAUGUAGAAUUAUUCGUUUGUUUUGUUGGUGUAUAAAAUAGGUGUAAUGCAACACCUUGGCCACAAGAUGUCAGCAUUGGGUAAACAUUCACUACUGGCUGGGCAUAUGAGUUUAUCUAAAUGGCUGGGUUUAGAGCUUUAAAACUCAGACCAGUCAAAUGUGGACAAGAAUUUCCACUGGGUCUCUUCUGUGUGAGCGGCAGACUGAGGGGCUGAAUAGCUUGAAAGACUGUAGAUGGAGAUUUACAACUCAAAGAGUGGUGUCCCAAACUCAUUACCAUUGUUCAGGUUGUGCCUGCGUGUAUUUGAGCUCCUUGCCUUCUCUGGCAGUCUUGUCUAACCGAUAACACGUUUUCAUGAUUAUUUUUUUAGCCCUAACACUGGCACUUCUCAGUGAACUUAAUGGGAGCAUUAGCCAAUGUCAGGACUGCAAACUCAGCCCCCUAGUCCCCUUCCUUCCAAAGUCCAUGACCUCUGCUCUAACCCCUGUGCCCUCCUCUUGUCUAACAGCAUUUGUGUGUAUGUGACUGAUCUGUAUCUGUGAUAGUUGAUAUGAGGCAACUGGAAACCUGUGCUCGUCUUUUCCACCCUUGCUGCAUUUUACCUU
Messenger RNA from Chelonia mydas (Green sea turtle), 6214 nucleotides. RefSeq names its product STN1 subunit of CST complex (gene STN1). The record is from RefSeq and is a predicted model, not a curated record. The transcript has 11 exons. NCBI's taxonomy places the organism in Eukaryota, Metazoa, Chordata, Testudines, Cheloniidae. Gene Ontology annotation, biological process: nucleotide-excision repair; double-strand break repair via homologous recombination; DNA replication. Gene Ontology annotation, molecular function: single-stranded telomeric DNA binding. Gene Ontology annotation, cellular component: DNA replication factor A complex; site of double-strand break; CST complex. The coding region runs from base 345 to 1376 and encodes 343 amino acids.